This is a messenger RNA of Pseudocercospora fijiensis CIRAD86, 416 nucleotides long. RefSeq lists its product as uncharacterized. The record is from RefSeq and is a predicted model, not a curated record. Bases 142 to 303 code for a protein of 53 amino acids. The transcript has a single exon. NCBI's taxonomy places the organism in Eukaryota, Fungi, Ascomycota, Dothideomycetes, Mycosphaerellales, Mycosphaerellaceae.
GGCGGUUACGAAUGCAUAUUCCCAGAAGACGGUGCUUGACGCGAUAACUAUCUCCUUUUCCCUUCAUCCACCGCUUCAACGCCCGUCGAGCGCCUUGUCUUCACCUCAUCCUUGCAAUUUAGUGACUUGCGCAGAAAGAUCAUGCUUUUCUCUUCCAUACCACCUCUUCUCUGCCUUGCAGUCGCCGUCUCGGCACAGCAAGAUGGUGCGCGAUUCUACGGCUAUGGCUCCGGCAUCAAAGGAUAUCCUUUAUUCUAUUCAGACGGUGCGUAUACGGAGCCGAAAGAAUCGCGUAAUGGCUAAUGUUCUCGCAGGCGGCGCAUAUGUUGGAAUUGCACCACCGCCAAACGCUGGUUUCUCAACCAAUGUUACUCGUAAGCUUCGUGGUUCUUCAACGAUCUCUGUUUGAAUCUGAG